AUGGACUAUACAGUGGGUCCAAAGCAUAAAGGAUCCCUUCAACGUGUAUUUUCACGUAAUAAUGUUAAAGUGAAUGAAGAUGGAGGUAUCACUUUAUCAGUAAAUAAAAAUUCAAAUGGAAGAUACACUUCUGCAGCCAUAGGAACUAAAAGAAAUGAUUUCUUAUAUGGCACUUAUCGAGCACGUAUGAAAAUGACAAAUGUUACUGGAACUGUAGCUGCCUUUUUCUUUUACCGUAAUGAUUCAAGUGAAAUUGAUAUUGAAUCAUUGAGUAGAUUUACAAAUCCUUACAAGUCUUAUUUUGCUGUUCAACCUCAAAUUUAUGUUAAGGGUAUAGCUUCACCUUUAACAAGUGAAAAACAUGAUCUAGAAUUUAACCCGACUGAGGAUUAUCAUGAAUAUAGAUUUGAUUGGCUCCCAGGAUCAGUUCAAUUUUAUAUUGAUGAUUUACUUGUACGUGAAAUGACAACACAUAUUCCUAAUACGCCUGGAAGAAUUAUAUUAAAUCAUUGGACUGAUGGCAACCCUAACUUUAGUGGUGGGCCACCUACGGAAAAUGCUGAUUUGAAGGUUUCACACCUUAAUUUGUUUUUUAAUUCCUCCGAAACAAAUUUCCCUCUACCUUGUCAACAUUCAAAGACGCCUUGUCUCGUCACAGGUUAG
Molecule: messenger RNA, 663 nt
Organism: Cokeromyces recurvatus
Lineage: Eukaryota; Fungi; Mucoromycota; Mucoromycetes; Mucorales; Mucoraceae
Product: concanavalin A-like lectin/glucanase domain-containing protein
Exons: 3
Coding region: 1-663 (220 amino acids)
Biological process (GO): carbohydrate metabolic process
Molecular function (GO): hydrolase activity, hydrolyzing O-glycosyl compounds
Source: RefSeq, a predicted model, not a curated record